This is a messenger RNA of Cuscuta campestris, 1108 nucleotides long. The record is from the annotation of a GenBank genome assembly. Lineage: Eukaryota; Viridiplantae; Streptophyta; Magnoliopsida; Solanales; Convolvulaceae.
AUCCAAAGUUAAAAAAAGUCUUCGUUAUCCGAAUUGAGUUAUUUUUGAAACAUUUUCCCCUAAAAAAAAACCAGUUGAAUCCCAUACUGAAGUGGCAGGAAACCCAGAAGGAGCAAGUCCAGACCUCCGUCUCUUCUUCAGAUCUCUCAACAGCCGGGUCAGGCCUAAGGUGAAAAGCAUGGCGUUGCGGCAGUUGUGUGGAUUUUCUGAUGGGGAGGUCAUGAGAUCAGAUUGUAAGCCAUGUUCCCGACUGAUGCGACAUACGGCUGGGAUAUUCUCGUUCGGAGGAGCUUUAGGCUUUUGGGUUCUGUGUCGUUUGCACUACGGCCCGAGGAUUAACGUUCCUCGAAGUCUUAGAUGGGCAGCUUGUGGGGCGGUCUCUAUGAGUUCUACGACUGCAUUUCUGGUUCGCCUCUUUAGCCCGGAAUGUGAACCCCAAAACAUAUCUGCCUAUGACAAAAAAGGAUAGUGUUGUUGCCUACUGUGGGUAUGUUUGCUGUUAACUAUCACUGCCUUGUUUGUUUCAGGAGCUUAAUUUUUAUUUUUUGUUUCCUUUGGAAUGAUUUGAGUUCCUAGACAGUUUUAAUAAUGUCAUCUUAUAAAGAUAUCAUCAUUUCCAUCCUACCACAUCAGAUCAUAUUUUCAACUCACAAGUUUGAAUGUUUCAUUGAUAAGAAUCAUUUUAACUUUGCAUUUUCUACCAUUUUUCUUUCUCGAAUCCCGCACACUCAAAAAGAGUGGCUACGGAGGACACUGUCCCAAUUUGGGACACUUACGAUGCUCCGUUCGUAAAAUUGAUGGUUCUUAUCCUCCUCACCUCUCCCCCUCUCAAGCUCGACCCCAACCCAACCCCCAACCACGUCAAUUGCACUUUGCAAGUUUAGUUGACUUUAGGGUCAACUAAACUUACGUGAUGCAAUUGACACGAUUGGAGAAAUAGGUUGGGGUUGGGAUUGGGUAGUGCUUGUGAACAUGCAACUGGUUACACAGAUGAAUGACUAGAAACUUCAAUUAUACUGCGGAGUCUAAUAAAACUUGGUAAGAAUUAAAAAAUGACUCGAUGUGUUUUUAAUUUAAACUCGAUACGAAUUAAAAAGUAAAGAUCAUA